This is a messenger RNA of Podarcis muralis (Common wall lizard), 2913 nucleotides long. RefSeq names its product coiled-coil domain containing 136 (gene CCDC136). Gene Ontology annotation, cellular component: acrosomal membrane. Gene Ontology annotation, biological process: single fertilization; acrosome assembly. Lineage: Eukaryota; Metazoa; Chordata; Lepidosauria; Squamata; Lacertidae. The record is from RefSeq and is a predicted model, not a curated record.
CCCCCCCUCCGUCUGCUUUUUCGCUCCAGAAACGGCCAUGGAAGCAGCUGAGCUGCAGCUGCUUGGGAGGCGGACGGAGAGAGCAGAGGCAUGUUUCCUCCCAGGUGAGGUGGAGACCCCCAAUGUCGAAAUAAACGAGUUGGAGGAGGAAGAUGAGGAAGAUGAAGAAGAGGAGGAGGAGGACGAGGACGACGAGGUGGAGGUCAGGAACUUGGACUCUUCAGACGACGAGAAAGAGCCGGACGAGGAGAAGCAGCGGGAGUUGAGAGCCCAGGUGAUGCGUUUGCUGGACGAGCUGGAAGAAGUCCGGGAGGUGGCCCUCAAGCACGAAGGGGAUUCCCUCGAAUUGCAAGGGUUGCUGGAAGACGAGAGACUUGCCAGUGCUCAGCAGGCCGAGACCUUCACGAAGCAGAUUCAGAGACUCCAAGCUCAGAUGUGCUCCCUGAAGGAAGAGUUUGACUCGCUGCAGGAGGUGAAAGAUGUGGAGCUGGACCGCUUGGAGCGGGAACUGCGGGAGGCCAACGAGGAGAUCCACAGUCUGCGCUUGGACGCCGAGGAAGCGGCCGCCUUGCACGAGAACGAGGUGGCCGAGCUGCAGGAGGAGAUCUGCCGCCUGAAAGCCGAGCUGGAGCGCGUGCAGAGGGUCCGGAACGAGUACGACAUGGAGGUCACAGCCCUGCGGGCCGAGAUCAACAUGAAGCGGCCGGGCACCGGGGACAGCCAGCCUGCCCCGGAGAUGUUGCUGGUGUCCCACUUUGACGACCGUCUCGCCUGCACCUCGGAAGAGGUGGCCAGGCUCCAAGAGGAUCUCCGGACGCUGAGAAUUAAGUACCAGGAACUGACCAACGAGUACCAAAUCCUGCAGGAGAGCAACAAGAUCAUGGUCAACCAGCUGGAGAGACUGGAAGCCCUGAAAUACAGUCCUUUCCCCCCAAACAGAGCCCGGAGCAAGUCGGACGACUCUCCCUCCCUCGACUCGGACUCCGAGGGCAGCACGGACCACCCCCCGUCCAUCAACUGGCGGGCCACGCCCCACGCGAGCGGCAGCGUCUCCUUCAAGUCCGUGGAGAUGGCGGGCACGGCCAGCGAGGGAGACGAGGAGGAGAAGCUGUCGAAACCGGAGAGCGAGGCUGACUUGCGCUACCAGAGCGACCAAGCCCCGCGCAGGACGGAAGACAAGGACCAUAUUGACCUCCCGGAGUGGGCAAGGAAAGCGGAAGAGCAGAAGGGGAGAGUGGCGGCAAUAGCAGGAAGGGAAGAUGGAAGUGAGCACGACCAAACCCAGGACAUCCUGAGAGAGAUGGAGAGUAAGUGUUGGCUCAGCCAGAACGAACGGGAGCAGCUGCACGAGGAAUUGCGGAUGUGCAAGGAAGAGAUUGAGAGACUUAACGGCAGCAUCCCCAUCGGAGGACGGGUCCCAGCCGGAGGGAUGAAGCCCCUCGCUCUCUUCGCCGUCCUUGCCGGGGGCCUGCUCCUCUACCCCUGCGUAAAGAGAUACACCAGCAGUUGGACGCCGCCCUAAGGAGCCUGCACACCUGGACACCCGCCCCUCGCAGAGAGGGCCCCUUGCGCCACGUACCCCUCCCCACCCCAACUCUGUGAGGACUGAGCACCUGUCGUCCCCCCACACCGCCCCCCAUCAACCCAACCGCUGUUCAGAAGGCCGGUCUCGGCUAAGCGACCCUUCACCCAUCAUCAGUUAUCCAUUCCCCUCCCUUUCCUGCUUCUGCUGAGGAUGAGCUGAGGCGGGUUUUUUUUUGGGGGGGGGUCUUCCAACCGGGCUUCCAGCUUCCCACCUGCCCUGCCCCCUCCCUGCCGCCGGGGGUCUCUGUUGCGCGGUCCUCGCUCUCCCCAUCGGUGGUCCCAACCUGGAGGAGCCCGGGCGUUGGCUGGGAGGGAAGAGAGAUGGCUAUGAGUCCGUCUCACCUCCUGGUGGCCCCCCCUGGAAAAAGCAGGACUUGGGGACCCCAUGGUACCUCUCCCCUCUUUUACCCCCCCCGGCUCUUCUGUGCCAGCCCGAGGGGGCAACCGAGAGCAAUAGCUGCCCUCUGGGUGGCUGACCUCUGCAAUAACCGGAAGGGACCUGAUGUGCUUUCCCAGCAGGAAAAGUUGCCAGCCAGGGUUGGGAUGGAGAGGUGUGGGGAGCUGGGAGGGGGGCAGUUUCCUCUAGGCAAUAUUUAAAGUCUGUUUCGACACACUGUGAACGGGAAGCAACUUCCGGAGGGGCCCGGAGCAGAACAGAUCGACCUGUGAAUUUCUCUCAUCCUCCGCUCCAUCAGGGAUAACCUUUCUCGCUUAUCCCGACCCCCGGGCCGGAUCCUGAAUCUAUGCAUUCCACCCCUAGCUCCGUCCCCCUCCUCUUUCUCCAUCGUGGUCUCGUCCCACAGCUGCACACCGUUUCCUCCUGGACCUAGGAAUGCUCACAGAGUUUGUGUGUGUGUGUGUGUGUGUGUGUGUCCCUCUUUGCACCUUCGACGCAGGUAUGAUGGUUCGGGGACCACCAGGAUGCAGAGAGGUCCCUUAAGGUCUGUUUGGGUCCCCCGGGACUGUCCUCGUCCGACAGUGCUUCCAGCAAUCGAGGCCCCACCCAGGUAGCAAAGGGUGGGGGAGCCACGGCAUGUGGACUGUAGCGCAGCCCUCCGGGAUUUGGGGCGCCAAAUCCUUGCCCUGCAUGUUUCGUGGGCACCCGUCCUCCGUCACCUCACGGUCCGUCGCCCCCUCCUCACCUCUUCCGCGUCUCGUUCGUCGAGCUCUGCUCCCGACUUCCGUCCGAGAAGGGGUCCACCCCCGAAAAGCCGCUGGAGAUCGUCUGCAGAUCUUUCUCUUUCGUCUUUGUUCUAUGUUGUAACUCAGUAAAAAAAAGGAAAUGGUGAAAAAAAGACCUUUCUAAAUACAUGAGGCUUGGCUCUGUUC